AGCGCAUCCAGUGCAUUGGGUAUGGAAAUUGGAAAGUAUUAAAGAAAUUAAUCACUGACUCUUUUAUAGGCAGUCUAUCAAAACGAAAGGAUCUCCGUGUCUUAUUACGUACAUCUGGUGUGAAAAAUCUUCUAUAAAACAUUGCAGUUAUAAGAAAAUUAUACCAAAAUGGUGAAUUUAGUUUCUCCUUUGUCAGUAUCUCAAAUGGCAGUCUGGCGAGGGUUGUGGGCUUACGAAGAUGAACCACGGCUGAAUCGGCAAGCUCGUAUGCGUGUGUUGGACAGGCGAGAUUUUCUAGCCCGUAUGAAAUGGGUUUGGGCCUGCAACGGGGCGGUGCCGUCAUCUGCGGUGGCCACCGGUGAAAUUGAUGGCCAGAAGUAUUACAUCGGCAGAGCGCACCACCAGGGUUCAGUGACACCUGGUAUGGUUAUACCCGAGCGAAAGGCUUGCAUCAUUGCUUGGGGUGGAGAUGAACACGAAAAAGAUAUUUACGAGGUACUGUGCAGCGAGGGCAUGUUUGUACCUGUGUCGGAGCGGUGUACCGAAAGUCUGCUGAACGCAAGUUUUGCCGGGAUAUCCGAGAAUGGAGAACCUUUGUUCAUUGGAUUAGUUCAACACGAAGGAAAGCUAAUUUGCGGCAAGGUUCAGCGAUCUCAUGGUGUUUGCUAUAUUGGUUACAAAGGACGAGAAAUGGGCUUCAGCGAAUAUCAAGUCUUUGUAUGCAACACACCUGGUCCACUCGAUUAUCAUUACUGGUAUAUGAGCGAGGAAGAUAAUAAUCACAUUCCUGAGGGUGCCACUGUUGGAGGAUCUGAUAAUAAUGGUUCUUUAUUUAUUGGUCGAGCAGCUCAUCGAGGGUCUAGCACUCCAGGAUUUAUAAGCCCAAUGACGCAGAGAUGUCACAUUGCCUGGGGAUCUCUCGAGCAUAGAAAAAAUAGGUUCGAAUUCCUUUGCAAUUGCAAGGGAAAAUUCGUGCCAGGUCGAGAACAUUUUAUUCCGAUUGGAGCUAUUAGAGGAGGACAAUCGGAGUUUGGAGAGCCACUUUUCAUAGGGCGCGUAAAAAUUAAAAAUCAAUAUAUUUUGGGCAAAGUUCAACCCACGCAUAAAGUGUGCUACAUUCCGUACGAAGGCAACGAAGUAGCGCACAAUAAAUAUGAAAUACUGGUAUUAGAUGAGUUCGCAUAAAAUAAAAAAAAAUAUAUA
Molecule: messenger RNA, 1203 nt
Organism: Sabethes cyaneus
Lineage: Eukaryota; Metazoa; Arthropoda; Insecta; Diptera; Culicidae
Exons: 2
Coding region: 169-1185 (338 amino acids)
Source: RefSeq, a predicted model, not a curated record